Messenger RNA from Pipistrellus kuhlii (Kuhl's pipistrelle), 1500 nucleotides. It is a transcript of the gene CUNH8orf48, whose product is annotated as chromosome unknown C8orf48 homolog. Lineage: Eukaryota; Metazoa; Chordata; Mammalia; Chiroptera; Vespertilionidae. The record is from RefSeq and is a predicted model, not a curated record.
AGGAGCCGCAGGGCCGAGCUGCCGAAUCCCACAGGGUCUGCUCUCCCUGGCUCAGGCCUGGCUAGUUCCCGAGCCACCAAAGCAAGGCCAGUGGGCAGCCGGAAGUGACGCAGUGUGAUGGCCGGUCGCCUAGAAGCCAGGGGAUCCGAGAAGCCACGUGCAUGGGCCCAAAUGGACAGCAGGGCCACGGAUGACCUCCCUCCUGAGGCCUCGGAGUCCUUCUCUGAAGAGGUACGGAGUUCAAGUUCACUCAGUUCCCCUGGAGGGCCGCUGCCCUCGCCUCCGGUCUCAGGGGACAAACCUGAGAGUGGAAAGCCCCCUGCACACUUGUUGGAAUAUCAGGACAAACGAUCAGAGCUUCCAGAAGAGAGGUUUAGUCGGAAAAGAAUCGACUACCUCAAGGGCAAAGAGACUAACACUGGCGGACACCCACCAGACACUCAGCCUCCAUCAGAAGUCACUCCAGUGUCUGAUGAACAGACGCGUGCCCUGCAGGCGUUUUGCUCCCUGAAGGUGAACCUGAUGCACCGCAGAGCUACCUCUAAAGGAAAGAAGCGCAGCAGACAUCAGAAGCCGCAGCUCAGGUCUCAUGCAGAGGCUCCAGAGGUGGAUGCCGCCCGCUGUACUGCCCCCGAUGAGCUUUUGAACAGAAUGCAUUUAAAAAACGUGAUGGCAACACUAAAGCAGGCGGCGGCAGUUAAGCAACACGUGCCCUCGAGGUGCCCCGAUUGUAUCAGAAAAAGAGCAGAACUGGCUCAAUCUGCCUUCCUGAAACGAAAGAAGACUUUACUGGAGACACUUCUCCUCCAAGAGAAAAUAGAUGAGCGUCUUCAUACUAAAGACUUCCUCACCUUUAUUGGAGAAGCACACCGGGGCCUCCCCAGGCUCUCAGAUGACCCCAGAAUAAUCUGGAAAAGACUGAAUGAGAAAAGCCAGAAGAGAGACUGUUUUGAAAGGUCGGAUCCAGAGCAGAAGAUGUAGUGGAAUGGAAAUGGGGCUUGCCAUUCACUGUUUGCUCUACCACCUCUCAAACCACUUAUUCUAACCAAACAGGAGAUGCUGUUUAUUAAUGAUAGUGUAUGAUGUGGGUAGGUGUUUUUGUUUAAUUUGAAUAAUUGUCAUCAUUUCUAUAAGCACUUUGGAAACUAACUUAAAAAUUUACUAUGCUUCCUUCACAUUUUGGAGGACGAAGAACUUUUGAUCAGUAUGUUUUUCAGAUUAUAGAGGGCAACAUGGUAGUUGGGAUAGUUACAAAGUUUUUACAACAAUCCAGGAGAGAGAUGCUGGUAAUUUUGGACCAGGGUUUUGACAGUGCAGAUAGAGGUACAGAAAUUCAAGAGAUAAUUAAGGAAAUAAUAAUUGACAGUCUUGAUGAAGAGAUGGGUAUGGGGAUCUAAUGAAAGGUUAAUGUUAAAAGUAUUACUGAGUUUCUGACUUGUGUAUUGAAUGGAUAAUAAUUUCAUUAAAUUGUACAUAGAAACAGAAGAGGAUCCUGUUUGA